Molecule: messenger RNA, 1869 nt
Organism: Fomitiporia mediterranea MF3/22
Lineage: Eukaryota; Fungi; Basidiomycota; Agaricomycetes; Hymenochaetales; Hymenochaetaceae
Product: Mur ligase
Exons: 1
Coding region: 1-1713 (570 amino acids)
Biological process (GO): folic acid-containing compound biosynthetic process
Cellular component (GO): cytosol; cytoplasm; mitochondrion
Molecular function (GO): tetrahydrofolylpolyglutamate synthase activity; ATP binding; dihydrofolate synthase activity
Source: RefSeq, a predicted model, not a curated record
AUGUCCGUAGACCUUUCGCUACACAGAAUCGAGGCUUUACUCUCCAAAUUUGAGUCAUACACACGCCCAACAGUGCAUAUCGCAGGCACGAAUGGUAAAGGAAGCGUCUCUGCGCUUUUAACAUCGCUCUUACGCCAUGCUGGUCUUUCUGUUGGGCGGUUUAACAGUCCGCAUCUCUUGCAUCCGUCUGACAGUAUCUCGCUCAAUGGCAUCCCCGUACCACGUCAAGACUUCGAAGAUGUUAUGGAUGAGGUGCGAAGGAAGAACGAGGAAUAUGCGAUUAACGCGAGUAGCUUCGAGGUACUGACGAUAUGUGCGUUGCUCAUAUUUGAACGGAGUAAAGUGGAUAUUACUCUGCUUGAAGUGGGUAUGGGAGGAAGACUUGACGCGACAAACGUUAUCCCGGAUAUGUGCAUUCUUGCUUCAGUAAUUACUGCCAUUGACCUUGACCAUCAAGCUUUCCUUGGCCCGACAGUGGAAGACAUUGCGAAGGAGAAAGCGGGUAUUAUAAGAAAGGGACGACCCAUUGUCCUCUCUACCCAGAACCAUGAACGUAUAACUGGUGUUAUACAAGAAAUCGCAAGACAGAAGAUGGCUCCGUUAGUGUUGGCUCCGGUUGCGAUGGAUAGGGAAUGGGAUGAAGAAAUUGAUGGUCCGCUACCUCCGCCGUUUUCAUUGCAUCCUUUCGUACCGCCAUCGCCACGACCAGUAAAAGCGGUCCUUUCGUUACUAUCAUGUCGGGGAGAGUCUCAAGAGGAGAGGCUAUCUGAUUCAAAAUCGGAGACAGCGGCAAAAUAUCGAGUGCUACUUCCUCUACAUGGUGCACACCAGCUAGGAAACCUCGGCGCUGCCCUGUGUGUCUUUCAUCUACUGCGAAUAGGAGCCGUCAACGGUUUUGAAGGAUCGUUCUCUUCUGACCGGGGAGCAAAUGCCUUUAUAUUUGACCGCUUGUCAGAAAUGGACGAAAGAACUAUUCGUGCUGCAAUACGCGAAUGUACUUGGCCGGGUCGUCUUUCAUACCAUCUGUAUCAUAACCCUUCUCAUGCUGAACUGGAAUCAUCUCGUUCUGCGGUUCAACAACCAGACAGAAUUCAUCAAUGGCCACUUCCUGUCGUCGUGGAUGGCGCACACAACGAAGCCGCUUCUCGAACUCUUUCCGCAUACGUCUCUUCUCUUCUGUCCUCCCUUAGUGCUUCAUAUUCUCGGACUGGUGGUAGUAGAAAGAUAAAACGCGUGCGCUUGGCAAUUAUUCUUGCACUCUCGCAUUCCCCGCCAAAGACUCCGGAGUCGGUCCUUGUCCCGCUGCUGGUACGAUUCAUUGGUCAACAACGCUCGCAGCCCGAUGAAUUAUGGCCUUCAGUGAACCUAAGUGUACGAAUUGCGUUCACGCGCUUCUCGCUACCAGAAGGAAUGCCUUGGGUACGCCCAGUGGCGCCCACUGCGCUCUCUGAAGCGGUACAAAAGUCCUUCCCGAAUGCAGACAAUCUCGAACUCUGGACACCGCCAGAAGCGGAUGCAGCAAAUGACGGUAACCCUACGCAGGAACUGCAAGAUGCACUCCUAUGGGCCGCCGAGUGUUCACUGAACGAGCGAAAGCAUCGAGACGGAUUGGAUGGUAGUGGCGACGACGUGGAAGAGAACCUCGUUCUUGUGGCAGGGAGCCUCUACCUGGCCGCAGACUUCUAUCGACUCCUCCGAUUAUGCAAAGAGUGACUGAAUGUACGUGCUAAUCAUCUUUUGGUUACUAGGCGGCAGCAGACAGCGACUGGAAACGACAACCCAGCGUAUACAAAGUUUGAGUUCACAGUUUAGUGCCGGGCUGUAUACUAGAUAUAGAAGAAUUAUCGUUUAGACAUCAUCGACAUUUAA